This is a messenger RNA of Pristis pectinata (smalltooth sawfish), 6662 nucleotides long. RefSeq names its product transmembrane protein 42-like. NCBI's taxonomy places the organism in Eukaryota, Metazoa, Chordata, Chondrichthyes, Rhinopristiformes, Pristidae. The coding region runs from base 47 to 433 and encodes 128 amino acids. The record is from RefSeq and is a predicted model, not a curated record. The transcript is spliced from 3 exons. Gene Ontology annotation, cellular component: membrane.
GUUCCCAGGAAGUAACGCUGCGGGAGCGGCGGUUGCCCGGCAGUAAAUGGCGGGGAGUCGGGGGACCAGUGUGGCGAUGGCGCUUGGAGCUGGGGCCUUCGGAGCGCUGGCUGGGGCGGCGGCGAAGUUAGCGCUGGGGGGAGAGAGGCUGCACAUACUACUUCGGGUAGGCUGUGGAGGACUAAUAUUCUUCUGCAAUGCUUUGAUGUGGACAUUUUUUGCAAAAGCCCUGCGAUAUUCUUCUUCAGCACGAGCUUCCCUGACCACUGUUGCUUCCAAUUUUCUCUCAUCAGCUUUUCUUGGAAAGCUGCUGUUCGGAGAAGUUCAUGAGCUGUUGUGGUGGAUUGGGAUCACAAUGACCCUCUGUGGAUUGCUGCUGCUUUACACAGCUAAAGACAUGGACCAAAGUGACGCUUACAAGAAAGAAGAAUGAGAUAUUUCUGGAGGCUGUGGAAGCAGUGCUGAUAACGGGGAAAGGGAAAUACAUGGACUGCUGUGGGAGUGCUGUGUGCAGCAGUAGUCAUGUGACAUCUUUUGCUGAAACAGAACAGGGACUUUCCUCAGUGUUGUUAAUGGGAAAGUUUGAAGGAAGUAAACAGGAGUGUCCUUUCUUCAACGCUCUGUAAGAGUGUGAAGGGGUAAGUAAGAUGCUGGCUGGCUCAUCCUGCUUUGUACCCUGUGCCUCCAUUUAAUCCUUAGAAACAUAUAAAAGCUACAGCACAAUUCAGGCCCUUUGGCCCACAAAGCUGUGCCGAACAUGUCCCUAUCUUAGAAAUUACUAGGCUUACCCAUAGCCCUCUUAUUUUUCUCAGCUCCAUGUACCUAUCCAACAGUCUCUUAAAAGGCCCUAUCGUAUCAGCUUCCACCACCGUUACCAGCAGCCCAUUCUACGCACUCACCACUCUGAGUAAAAAAAAAACUUACCCCUGAUAUCUCCUCUAUAUCUGCUCCCCAGCACCUUUAACCUAUGUCCUCUUGUGGCCACCAUUUUAGCCCCGGGGAAAAGCCUCUGACUAUCUAUCUGAUCAAUGCAUCUCAUCAUCUUGUAUACCUCUAUCAGGUCCCCCCUCAUCCUCCGUUGCUCCAAGGAGAAAAGGCUGAGUUACCUCAACCUGCUUUCAUAAGGCAUGCUCCGCAUUUCAGGCAGUAUCCUAGUAAAUCUCCUCUGCACCAUUCCUAUGGCUUCCACAUCCUUCCUGUAGUGAGGUGACCAGAACUGAGCACAGUAUUCCAAGUGGGGUCUGACCAGGGUCCUAUAUAGCUGGAACAAUACCUCUCGGCUCCUAAAUUCAAUUCCAUGAUUCAUGAAGGACAAUACACCACAUGCUUUCUUAACUACAGAGCCAACCUGUGCAGCUGCUUUGAGAGUCCUAUGGACUCGGACCCCAAGAUCCCUCUGAUCCUCCACACUGCCAAGCGUCCUACCAUUAAUACCAGAGUCCUGCCAUAAUAGUUGACCUACCAAAAUGAACCACUUCACACUUACCUGGGUUGAACUGCAUCUGCCACUUCUCAGCCCAAGUUUGCAUCCUAUCUACGUUUCUCUGUAACCUGUGACAGCCCUCUAUACUAUCCACAACAUCUCCAACCUUUGUGUCAUCCGCAAUCUUACUAACCCAUCCCUCCAUUUCCUCAUCCAGGUCGUUUAUAAAAAUCACAAAGAGUAAGGGUCCCAGAACAGAUCCCUGAGGUACACCACUGGUCACCAACCUCCACGCAGAAUACGCCCUUCAACAACUACUCCUUGCCUUCUGUGGGCCAGCCAGUUCUGGAUCCACAUUGCAAUGUCCCCUUGGAUCCCCUGCCUCCUUACUUUCUUAAUAAGCCUUGCAUGGGGUACCUUAUCAAAUGCCUUGCUGAAAUCCAUAUACACUACAUCUACUGCUCUCCAUUCAUCGAUGAGUUUAAUCACAUCCUCAAAAAAUUCAAUCAGGCUUGUAAGGCAGGACCUGCCCUUGACAAAGCCACGCUGACUAUUCCUAAUCAUAUUAUACCUCUCCAAAUGUUCAUAAAUCCUGCCUUUCAGGAUCUUCUCCAUCAGCUUACCAACCACUGAGGUAAGACUCACCGGUCUAUAAUUUCCUGGGCUACAAGAUACGCAACCCUCCAAUCUUCUGGAACCUCUCCCGUCUCCAUCAAUGAUGCAAAGAUCAUCGUCAGAGGCUCUGCAAUCUCCUCCCUCACUUCCCACAGCAGCCUGGGGUACAUCUCAUCCGGACCCAGCGAUGUAUCCAACUUGAUGCUCUCCAAAAGUUUCAGCACCUCCUAUUUCCUAAUAUCCAUAUGCUCAAGCUUUUCAGCCUGCUGCAAGUCUUCUCUACAAUCACCCAGAUCUUUAUCCGUUGUGAAUACUGAUGUAAAAUAUUCAUUAAGUACCUCCACUAUUUCUUCUGGAUCCAUACACACUUUCCCACUGCUGCAUUUGAUAGGCCCUAUUCUUUCACAUCUUAUCCUCUUGCUCUUCACAUACUUGUAGAAUGCCUUGGGGUUUUCCUUAAUCCCUCCUGCCAAGGCCUUCUCAUGGCCCCAUCUGGCUCUCCUAAUUUCCUUCUUAAGUUCCUUCCUGUUAGCCUUAUACUCUUCCAGAUCUCUAAUAUUACCUACCUCUCUGUACCUUUUGUAAGCUUUUCUUUUCCUUUUGACUAGAUUUAUUAUAGCCUUUGUACACAACGGUUCCCGUAUCCUCUCGUGACUCCCCUGUCUCAUUGGAACAUGACUAUGCACUUCCGUACUUUUCCCUGAGAACAUUUGUUCCCAGUUUCCUGCCUGAGAGCCUCAUAAUUCCCUUUACUCUAAGUAAACGCCUUUCUAGUCUGGCUGUUCCUAUCUCCAAUGCUGUUGUAAAGGAGAGAGAAUUAUGAUCACUAUCUCCAAAAUGUUCUCCCACUGAGAGAUCUGACACCCGACCAGGUUUAUUUCCCAAUACCAAAUCAAGCACAGCCUCUCCUCUUGUAGGCUCAUCUACAUAUUGUGUCAAGAAUCCUUCCUGAACACACUUAAACUCCACCCCAUCUAAACCCCUCACUGUAUGGAGGUGCCAAUCGAUGUUUGGGAAAUUAAAAUCUCCCAUCACAAUAACUCGGUUAUUAUCACACCUUUCUAGGAUCUGCUUCCCUAUCUGCUCCUCGAUAUCCCUGUUAUUGGGCGGCCUAUAAAAAAACACCCAGUAAAGUUAUUAACCCCUUCCUGUUCCUAACCUCCACCCACAGAGACUCCGUGGACAGUCCCUCCACGACGUCCACCUUUUCUGCAGCCGUGACACUAUCUCUGAUCAACAGUGCCGCUCCCCCACCUCUUUUGCCUCCCUCCCUGUCCUUUCUGAAACAUCUAAAACCUGGCACCAUUUCCAGUCCCUGAGCCAUCCAAGUCUCUAUAAUGGCCACCACAUUGUAUCUCCAAGUAUUCAUCCAAGCUCUCUCAUCCGCCUUGUUCACAAUACCCCUUGCCUUAAAAUAGACACAUCUCAAACCUGUCUGAGCAUGUCCCUUCUCUAUCACCUGCCUAUCUUCCCUCUUGUACCUACUACUAGCUUUCUCUAUUUGAGAGCCAAACACCUCUUCCCCAGUCUCUCCAGUUUGGAUCCCACCCCCCAACAAUUCUAGUUUCUCUCCCCAGUAGCCUUAGCAAACCUCCCCGCCAGGAUAUUGGUCCCCCUGGGAUUCAAGUGCAAUCUGUCCUUUUUGUACAGGUCACACCUGCCCCAAAAGAGGUCCCAAUGAUCCAGAAAUCUGAAUACCUGCUCCAAUCCCUCAGCAACGCAUUUAUCCUCCACCUCAUUCUAUUCCUAUACUCACUGUGGCGUGGCACAGGCAGUAAUCCUGAAAUUACUUCUCAACUUCCUAUAGUCUUUUUUCAGGACGUCUUUCCUCUCCCCACCUAUGUCAUUGGUACCAAUAUGUACCACGACCUCUGGCUGUUCUCCCUCCCCCUUCAGGAUAUCUUGGACACGAUCUGAAACAUCCUGGACCCUGGCACCUGGGAGGCAAACUACCUUCCAAGUUUCUUUCUUGCGUCCACAGAAUCGCUUGUCUGCCCACCUAACUAUAGAGUCCCCUAUCACUACUGCCCUCCUCUCUCCUUCCCUCCCCUUCUGAGCCACAGGGCCGGACUCUGUGCCAGAGACACUGCCACUGUUGCUUCCUCCAGCUAGGCUGUCUCCCCCAACAGUACUCAAGCAGGAGUACUUAUUGUCAAGGGGUACAGCCACAGGGGUACUCUCUAGUACCUGACUAUUCCCCUUCCCCCUCCUGACUGUGACCCACUUGCCUGACUCCCAUGGCCCUGGUGUGACCACCUACCUAUAACUCCUUUUUAUUGCCUCCUGAUUCUCCCUGACCAGACGAAGGUCAUCGAGCUGCAUCUCCAGUUCCCUAACACGGUCCCUUAGGAGCUGCAGCUCAACACACCGGGUGCAGAUGUAGCCUUCCCAGAGGCAGGGAGACUCUGGGAACUCCCACAUUUGACACCGAGCACAGAAAACCGCACUCAUACUGCUUCCUUAAGUCACCUACCUUUCCUCUCCCCUUUAGCGCCUAAGCCCCUUGAGCCAAAGCCCAAUCACUCUACUCCCUCUCACUCCGCUGCCCGCUGGAUAUAGCAGUCCGCUUUUUAAACUACCUGAGCGCUACCUGCUGACGUCACGCGCCUGCGCAGUCCUGCCCCACUAUUCCCAAUGAGAAUUAUUUUUAAAAAAGUUAUCUGUUCUGAAGUCCCGAAGCCUGCCGAAACGAAACUCCUUGACUGAAAGAGUUCUGGGCCAUCUCUCCCCAACCAACCCUCACUUCACAGUUGACCCUCCCUUUCCUGUAGCGGUACAGUGAUCUCCACGUCCUACACUGUGCCACAGUCAGCCCAUCCUUAAUCAAAUCUUCACCCAGUACUACUUUUGCAGCUUCUAAAAUUGGAGUCAUACAGUUGGAAUCACCAGGUCCACUCCAACCAUACCUGUACUAACCUAAGUUACCUCAUGCAACAGGAUUUGAAACCAGUCUGUUCGACAGAAAUGCAUUCCGGGUAGAGACACUUCGUUCUGACUACUUUCAGCAUUUUCCAUCUUUAUUUCUCCACUGGUCGAACUUUCUGUAAUGUACAGUCAGUUCAGUUCAAGCUGGUUCAUUCUUAGGCAGUGGAUCUCCUUCCUCUGGUGUCCCCAAUGUUUCUAUUUCUCAUCCCUGUGUUUCAAUUCUUCACAAUAUCCACCAAUCACUGUUACACAUCCAGUGCAUCACUCCCAGCAGACUCAAUGUGUAUUUAUGUUGGCAUCAUCUUUUCCCAUCCAACCCAAACUUUGUCAGACUACUGUUGGAAGCCAUGCUUUCUGCUCCGAAAUUCCCUCAUCAAAUGCCUCCUGUUCUCCACUCUAAAACCUGACAGGGUUGGUCUUCCAUAGAACAAUACAGGCCCUUUGGCCCACCAUGUUGUGCCGACCUUCAAACCACACCUAAAACUAUCUACAUAUUCCUCUAUUUUAAAUUCCUCCGUAUGCUUAUCUAACAAUCUCUUGAACUUUACCAACGUCUCAGCCUCCACCACCACCCCAGGCAGUGCAUCCCAUGCACCAACCACUCUCUGGGUGGAAAAACCUCCCUCUGACAUCUCCCAAGAACUUCCCACCCAUUACCUUAAAUCCAUGUCCUCUUGUACUGAGCAUUGGUGCCUUGGGAAAGAGGCACUGGCUGUCCACUAUCUAUUUCUCUUAAUAUUUUGUCUAUCAAGUCUUCCUAUCAAGUCUUUUAUAUUUUCCUAUCGUCUUCUCUCAUCGUCCUCCUCUCCAAUGAGAACAGCCCUAGCUCCUUUAGUCUCUCCUCAUAAUCCAUACUCUCUAAUCCAGGCAGCAUCCUGGUAAAUCUCCUCUGCACCCUUUCCAAUGCCUCCACAUCCUUCCUAUAUUGAGGCGACCAGAAUUGGACACAGUACUCUAAGUGUGGUCUAACUAGAGUUUUGUAGAGCUGCAUCAUUACUUCAUGGCUCUUAAACUCGAUCCCACAACUUAUGAAAGCUAACAUCCCAUAAGCUUUCUUAACUACCCUAUCCAGCUUCAAACAGCACUGAAUGUUGAAGUGGAAAGCUGUUAAUGCAUGUGUUUGAGAGCCUCAGAUGACCAGGGUCCUCAAAGGUCAUUGAAAUUACUCUCUCAGUUUGAGCAAGGAGCCCAUUAAUGCUGGGAAGUGCCAUAUAUUUGUUUUGUAUUCUGUAUUUGAGCCUAAUGCUGACUAUGUGUUCACUUCCUGUCUGAAAUAAAGAUAAAUUUAGAUCUCGCUCCUUUCAGCGUGCACUGCAAAAGAAAGCAGUUGCUUCAGCCUUAAUAGCACUGGUUGCACAGAUGUAUAAUUGGACAUUGGACAGAAUGGGGUCAUUACACAGAAACUCCUGCCAAGUCCCACUCAUUGAUCAUACAGAUCUAUAAUUUUACAGACGUUUUGAGAUUGCUCACAUUCAUCUUGAGCUGCUGCAAAUUAUCAUUACUGGAAUUAAGGAUUAUUUUGGGUAAUAAAUUCAGAAGCUGAAUGAUACAGUAAAAUAUUCCUUCAGUCGUAAGACUAUAUUGGAAGGGAGGAAGUGGAUGAGUUAGGGCAGUGAUUCUCAAACUUGUUUGAAGGACUGCAUUCCAAAUGGAUUUAUAAUCAGAGAUCCUGCUCAUAAAAUAAAAUACUUGCAUAAUA